Histoplasma capsulatum G186AR is the source of this 1421-nucleotide messenger RNA. RefSeq lists its product as uncharacterized. Bases 501 to 1421 code for a protein of 306 amino acids. The record is from RefSeq and is a predicted model, not a curated record. The transcript has 3 exons. NCBI's taxonomy places the organism in Eukaryota, Fungi, Ascomycota, Eurotiomycetes, Onygenales, Ajellomycetaceae.
CAAAGAAAAGGAACUUUUCAUUUUAAUAUCCUUAUCAACUCACAGGAACGAGGGUAUGACGCAAAGGUCAAUUAAAGAGUCAAUAGGCUGAGUUCCCGGCCUUUAAGGCUCUUCAAACCAUAAACUCUGCAAACCAAUGCCAGGGUAUUUCAUGGGCUUCUUAAGGCAGCUGGAUAAAUAAACACCGUGCAAUCUCGUAAGGAAUCUGAAAUAGGCGCAACCCUAUAACAGCCAAUUUUAUAUUUUCGAUCUCCAAUCGGCCAAAUCGCACGAAAGAGUGGCUGGAUUCUGAGACAGGGAGAGUCUGCAUGAGAUCUUUUUUCGAUUCUCUCUGAAAUGGAAACCAUGGCAAUAUAUUUUGACCCAUCCGCUGGUUUCCCUUGAUAUUUUCGCUUCCUCCUGGAAUGGAUCUUGGUCACCCACGUACAGAGCACUCCUCUCAUGCCCUGGGAUAUCAAGUUCUUCUCCACCCUUCGGCACCUGCCGCGUCAUAGACGACCAUGGCGAUGACAUCCAAUGCGAAACAAAAUUUUAUACUUGUUGGAGUUUUCGGACUUUUCACGGUAGCUGUUAUGUUCAUACGGCUGCUCAUGCAAAAGAUCCGAAAACGGUCUUUCGGCGCCAGCGACUAUCUCACAAUAUUCGCUCUCAUUUGCUACUGUGCGGUCACAGCAAUGACCGUCCUGAUCUUUCUAUGGGGGACUAAUGUCAUCGACCCGCGCGAUCGGAUGGGGAAACAAUUUACCAUAUCUGACAUCCAUCACCGAGAGAUCGGAAGCAAGUUGGCCCUAGUAGGUAGGGUUUCUCUGGACCCAAAAAACCAUCAUUCUCGCUUUGUACACGCGAAUCCCUCCAGGGUUACUAUGGCCGAACCAUAUAUUGAGCGCUUCCCUGGCUUUGUUAGCUGUAACUUUCGUCCUAGUACAAGUUAUCUCAUUCAGCGAAUGCUCCCCUUUCCACCUCUACUGGCAGGUAGAACCAGAUCCAGAAAAUUACUCCUCGCCUUCCUUUUCUCCCUGGGCAUAUUCCUCAUCGCCGUCGCGUUAGCCCCCCUCCCCAUACCCGGUCACGACGCAACCCGCAGCUAUCAAAACGCCCUUAAGCAAUCAGAGGCACUCCUGGCCGCAUUCUUGGCCAACAUCAUCACCAUAGCCGGGCUGGACAGCCCGUCGACGGACGAGGACGACGCCCCCUUCCUAUCUUCCAACACCAAGCGGCGGUCCAAUGGGAGCGGGUUCAGGUCACUAUUUGAUAGGGAAAUCGUAGUUACCAGCAACUUCGAGAUGCAGUCUCAAACGGCCAGUCCCGCACGGGUUCGGCAGAUGUUCCCGCGGCACCCCUGGACGGCUUUCCAGCGGAUGAGUAAUGAGAAUCUUAUUAUCCGGGCGAAGGGGGGUCGUGAUUCGCGAGAAUCCAAAUAA